AAGCCGCGGAGGUGUUUCUUCUUCCCUCUUUCUAAUGUCGCCCACGCUCUGGAGUCUUCAGAGAUCAGGCAAAUAAGAGGGACACUCACAUUAGUAAGUUGUUUUUUAAUCCCAGGUUGGUCGUUCCACUGCAAGGUAACUUUAGGACCACGCCAAAAAAAACCAAAAAAACAACCGUUCUUUCUCAGUCUUCCGUUUCCGGUUGGCUUGUUGCUGUGGAAACCAGCACACAUUCUCGGCGGCGGUUAUGGCGGGGCUGGGCGGUGCGCAGAUCCCCGACGGGGAAUUCACCACUGUCGUGUACCGCCUCAUCCGGGAUGCCCGCUACGCCGAGGCCGUGCAGCUGCUGGGCGGAGAGCUCCAGGGGAGCCCCAAGAGCCGCGCCGGCUUGUCGCUGCUGGGCUACUGCUACUACCGCCUACAGGAGUUCGCGCUGGCGGCCGAGUGCUAUGAGCAGCUGGGCCAGCUGCACCCAGAGCUGGAGCAGUACCGCCUGUACCAGGCCCAGGCCCUGUACAAGGCCUGCCUUUACCCGGAGGCCACCCGCGUGGCCUUCCUCCUGCUGGACAACCCCGCCUACCACAGCCGGGUCCUCCGUCUCCUAGCGGCGAUCAAGUACAGCGAGGGCGAUCUGCCAGGGGCCAGGAGUCUGGUGGAGCAGCUCCUGAGUGGGGAAGGGGGAGAAGACAGUGGGGGCGAGAACGAGCUGGAUGGCCAGGUCAACCUGGGGUGUUUACUCUACAAGGAGGGACACUACGAGGCUGCAUGUUCCAAGUUCUUUGCAGCCUUACAGGCUUCAGGCUACCGGCCUGACCUUUCCUACAACCUGGCUUUGGCCUAUUACAGCAGCAGGCACUAUGCCCCGGCACUGAAGCACAUCGCCGACAUUAUUGAGCAUGGCAUCCGUCAGCACCCAGAGCUGGGUGUGGGCAUGACGACCGAGGGCAUUGAUGUUCGAAGUGUGGGCAACACCUUAGUUCUUCACCAGACUGCUCUGGUGGAAGCCUUCAACCUCAAGGCCGCCAUAGAAUUCCAGCUGAGAAACUAUGAGGCGGCCCAGGAAGCCCUCACUGACAUGCCACCUAGGGCAGAGGAAGAGUUAGACCCUGUGACCUUGCACAACCAGGCGCUCAUGAACAUGGAUACCAGGCCUACAGAAGGGUUUGAAAAGCUACAGUUUUUGCUCCAGCAGAAUCCUUUUCCUCCAGAGACCUUUGGCAACCUGCUGCUGCUCUACUGUAAAUAUGAGUAUUUUGCUCUGGCCGCAGGUCUGGCAGAGAAUGCCCAUUUGACCUACAAGUUCCUCACACCCUAUCUCUAUGACUUCUUGGAUGCCGUGAUCACUUGCCAGACAGCUCCUGAAGAGGCUUUUAUCAAGCUUGAUGGGCUGGCAGGGGUGCUGACUGAACAGCUCCGGAGACUCACCAUACAGGUGCAGGAAGCAAGACACAAUAGAGAUGAUGAAGCUGUCAAAAAGGCAGUGAAUGAAUAUGAUGACGCUCUUGAGAAGUAUAUUCCUGUGUUAAUGGCCCAGGCCAAAAUCUACUGGAACCUUGAAAAUUACCCAAUGGUGGAAAAGAUCUUCCGCAAAUCUGUGGAAUUCUGUAAUGACCAUGACGUGUGGAAGCUGAAUGUGGCUCAUGUUCUGUUCAUGCAGGAAAACAAAUACAAAGAAGCCAUAGGUUUUUAUGAGCCCAUCGUCAAGAAGCACUAUGACAACAUCCUGAAUGUCAGUGCUAUUGUAUUGGCUAACCUGUGUGUGUCUUAUAUCAUGACAAGUCAAAAUGAAGAAGCUGAGGAGCUGAUGAGGAAGAUUGAAAAAGAGGAGGAGCAGCUCUCUCAUGAUGACCCCGAUAAGAAAAUCUACCAUCUCUGCAUUGUGAAUUUGGUGAUCGGGACGCUUUAUUGUGCCAAAGGAAAUUAUGACUUUGGUAUUUCUCGAGUUAUCAAAAGCUUGGAGCCUUAUAAUAAAAAACUGGGAACUGAUACCUGGUAUUAUGCCAAAAGAUGCUUCCUCUCAUUAUUAGAGAACAUGUCAAAACACACGCUCAUGCUUCGUGACAGUGUCAUUCAAGAAUGUGUCCAGUUUUUAGAACACUGUGAACUUUAUGGCAGGAACAUACCUGCCAUUAUUGAACAACCCCUGGAAGAAGAAAGAAUGCACAUUGGAAAGAAUACGGUCACAUAUGAAUCCAGACAAUUAAAAGCCUUGAUUUAUGAGAUUAUAGGAUGGAAUAUGUAGUAAUAUCUGAUAGUGGCUUCUAAUGGCUUUAUAUCUAUGGUUUUCACUCUGUUUUAUCUGUAGUUAGCUCUUAUAAUCUUUACAUUUGUUACAUGUUGAACUUUGUACACUUUAAAAUUAUAAUCAUUUUUUAAAAAAUCUUUACAAAGUCAAACAUAAGAACUUUUACACCUAGAGAGAUUUAUGAAAAAUUCAAAACUGCAUGGGGACAAUGUCUUAGAACUUGUUAGCACCUAUGUUCUCUCUCCUCUGCUGUUAUUUGUGCUUUGUUUAUUUUUUAGAGUCCUUGAACAAGGAUUAUGUUAUUCAGGGACUUAGUACUAUGAAGCCCAGAACUCAGUAGUUAAGGUAUUGUAUUUCUAGGCUUUUAAUAACGAUCUCAGGGAUUGUGUGUCUUUUCGCACAAUCUACCCUCAUAAGUUAUUGAUUUGUAAUGAGUAUAUAUUUUAGGGCUUAGGAAGUUUUGUAGAGCUUUUCAGUGUAAAUGUAAUGCUUUUUGUAAUCAAAAUAUCUUACAUUAUAUGUUUAUUUAUUUUUAAUGUACAAGAAUCAGUAGGAAAUCUUGUACCCUGAACAAGAUUAUGGUGCUGUGGUAUAGAGACAAUAAACAAUUGUCAAAACAAAAAUUUUA
This is a messenger RNA of Sus scrofa (pig), 2873 nucleotides long. It is a transcript of the gene IFT70B, whose product is annotated as intraflagellar transport 70B. Gene Ontology annotation, molecular function: intraciliary transport particle B binding; protein binding. Gene Ontology annotation, biological process: intraciliary transport. Gene Ontology annotation, cellular component: axonemal microtubule; intraciliary transport particle B. Lineage: Eukaryota; Metazoa; Chordata; Mammalia; Artiodactyla; Suidae. The record is from RefSeq and is a predicted model, not a curated record.